AUGCUUAAAAGAGUGGAUCCUUUGAAUCCUGUCUUGCAGGCAUAUGUAAAAACUUUUGAUUCUCCUAUUCCUAUGGGAAUUUUAUUACCAUGCGAAGCAAAGAAAUCUAAGAAGUCAAAAAAAGAUGAGCCUACUUCUCCUGCGAAGAAAGCGAAGGGUUCAACCUCAUCCAAAUCCACGACGCAGAAGCAAGAAAAUGUUGCUGUGACAAUCGAAGCAACAACAGUGAUUAUGCCAGUUGUGGAAGAGUCACAAGAAGAUGUGGUGAUUCCUUCGAAAACAGGGAUGUUUCGAAGAAUCAAGAUGAAAUCCAAGCACAAGCGCAAAUCUUCAUCUAAGAAACUGCUUUGA
Molecule: messenger RNA, 351 nt
Organism: Lactuca saligna
Lineage: Eukaryota; Viridiplantae; Streptophyta; Magnoliopsida; Asterales; Asteraceae
Source: the annotation of a GenBank genome assembly